Zonotrichia albicollis (white-throated sparrow) is the source of this 5874-nucleotide messenger RNA. RefSeq names its product chromosome 13 C16orf87 homolog (gene HDIP1). NCBI's taxonomy places the organism in Eukaryota, Metazoa, Chordata, Aves, Passeriformes, Passerellidae. The record is from RefSeq and is a predicted model, not a curated record.
GCUCCUCUCGCCGGCUCCUCACUCCACCUCCUUCCUCCCGCUCCUCCCGCCGGCUCCUCCCGGGGCGGGCGCUCCGGCCACGGCCGUGUCAGCCCAGCCACGGCAGCAGCGAGCAUGUCCUCCAGUAGGGCCAAGAAAGUGAAGAUGGCCACCAAGUCCUGCCCCGAGUGCGACCAGCAGGUUCCUGUUGCAUGUAAAUCAUGUCCCUGUGGCUACAUAUUUAUCAGCCGAAAACUCUUGCACGCCAAACGUGCUGAGAGAUCCCCACCCAUCACAGAAAACAAGAGUGAGGCCAAAAGGAGGCGGACAGAGAGAGUUAAGCGAGAGAAGAUCAAUUCUGCAGUGAGUAAAGACUUAGAAAACCGCAAGAGAUCCAGGUCCAACAGCCAUUCAGACCACAGCAGACGAGGAAGAGGAAGACCUAAGAGUGCCUCAGCAAAAAAGCACGAGGAAGAAAAAGAGAAACAAGAAAAAGAAGUUGACAUGUAUGCUAACCUUUCAGAUGAAAAGGCCUUCGUAUUUUCAGUGGCCUUGGCGGAAAUAAACAGAAAAAUUAUCAAUCAAAGACUUAUUCUGUAACUUGUGAGCACAAUCUGAUGCAGUUUUAUGCAGGAUGGCUGGCAGAUUUCCAAGGUGCCAUGGACUCUCGGAAAGUGUGUUGUCUGCACCAACAAGGACCAUAGCAUUUCCUGUUAAAAAUUCUACUCCUGUUCUUGGAAAUCCAGUUCUGUCUCUACAAAUCAGAAAGAAAGUGGUCACGAGAUUGUGCUGUGAAAAAUCAGAAAGCAGAUAUGUUUCAUGCCUUGAAGACAAAUGCACAGAGAGACUGCACCCAUUCCAGAGCACUUCUUUUGAAUUUGCUGCCAGAAAUGCAAUAUUUUAAAUAUUUUCAGAAAUAAAUGAUUUUCCUUUAAAAUUAUAUAUUUCAGAUUUUUCAGCUAUAUUGCAGUUUACGUAUGUACAGUUCACAUAACUUUUUAAUAAAUUGAUAUUCCAAUAUUUUGUUGAACUGAGAAUUAAGUACAUUUGUGAUACUCAGGGUUGUUGGUUUUAAUCCUCUUAAAAGUCUGGUAUUCAUCCUAGCUAUGACAUUUUGUAAUAGGUGUGAUAUACUUCUGGUAGGAAGAAAAUUAAAGUGGUUUAAUUUGGGAGGAUUAUUUUGUUAGACAACAUCCUAUUUUUUAUGAAUUAUCUCUAGAAGAUAAUUUCUUGCUCCAUAGAAUUGUUUUUUUAAAAAUCAUAUACUUUGGGGGUCAGACUCCUGAAGUUUGAGCCAAGCACUUGUUUUGUAACAAUUAUUUGCUGAGUAUCUGCCUUGUCCAGCUGGUAAGUUCUUGUCCUGUACUCUUUCUUGGCCCAUUAUUUACUGGACAGGGAGAGAAGGAGACAUCAAAAAUGUAGAUCUGCAGUUGGCAUUCUGUGACUUGUAUUUCCAAAACAUCAUGUGGUAGUUCCUUUUACUCCCCAUAGCUUUUUUUGACUGUCUUUUAAAAGCAUAAUUGUUAUUGGUAUUGUGUUUGGAUUGCUGACUGUAAAUACCAAAACAAAGUGUACCUGAGUUUGCAAAAAUGAGCUGUUUUGAUAUAAAUAGUUCUGGGGAAGACAUUUAACAAAGUAGUCUUUCUUAAAGUAGUAUAGUGCAAUUUCAGCCAAAAUUCUUCCUUUAAUAAUUAUGUGGGGACUUUAUUUUACCAAGGAAAAACCACAAAGUCUCAAGCUGUGUAAAGUCCUGAGGGAGGAGGUGUAGGAGAUAAUUACAUUCAUAAAAUCUGACGCACUGGGAUUUAGUCACCUUUAAUUUCCUCUAUUCUAGGAGGGGAAAUGCAACUAAAUGUCUUUCUUCAGUAUUUACUGGUGGUUUUCAGUAUCACAUUGAGUAAUGAGAAUUGCCUGAUGAGGUUCAGCUACAGAAGUGAUCUCUGGGUGGAAGCCAAAAUGUUUAUUAAUAAAGCUGGACUAUCAGAUACUGGCUGUUUAUUAGUUACUGAUUAACAGAGGGAGCUGUGAGAGCUGCAAGUUGUGUAAGUGAAAGCAGGAAGCAUGGAAGGUGCUUUUCACUUCUUAACUCCUAAGGAAUUACUUGCAUCCUUGUUAACACUGGAUGAGAGACAUGGUGUGGAAAUGUGCUUAAGCCACUAAAACACGUUUGUCUUUAUUGCAGUAAAUGAGAAAUUGCCAAUACAAGACCUACUUUUGUGCAUCAUUGAACUUGUGCUUCCCAGAGCUGUAGCCUGUCACAGACACCAGUAGUGAGGACAGAUGAGUCAGUUAAGGAUAGAGAAUUCAUUUGCAUGGUAAGUUACAAGUCCCAGUGACAAAAGGGAAGUUCUGCCAUGAGGGUAUGGUCAGGCUGGAAUGAGGUGUGCUGUGUUAGGGAGGGACAGGGGAGCUGCCAAGGCAGUCUCCUUGGUGCUCUGACUGCUUUCCUGCAGGUUUCUGUCUCUGCUUCUGUACGUGGAAUUGGUUUCUGUCACAGGACCAAAGUUAAUGUUGGAUAUGACAAAACUGUAAGUUCAUUUCUACAUUUAGAGUGGUGCCUUUUCUAAUCAGUACUUUUGAAAAACAGGUUUGUACCUCUCAAAUGUGCAAGGCCAUUUAUUCUCCUUCAUUGGUGGAGGUUCUCCUGAAACAGUGGUUGAGUUCUAUUUCUGUGUUUCUUCUAUUUGUAUUCCCCAGGUCUCUUCUGUCAUCCCUUUCCCACAUAUCCUCAUGCUACUUUUCUUCCUGAUGGCUUCCAGUUUCUCUGAGAAAGCUGUGAUGGAAGCUGGUGGCCUUGAAAACACUCUAGGCAGGGAGUGGGUCUUUGCCAGGGGAUCUGGCAAAGCAAGAAACCUGACUUUGUCUUCCCACCAACCAGGAACAAACCAUUCUUUCCUGUAUAGACAGGGCAUUGCAGCCUCUUCCAAAAGCCCUGGUUACUGUGGUGUGCCAAGACAGAUUUCUUGGAACAUAUUCAGUAACUGAACUGCAAAGUGUCUGCUUUGUUCAAAGUAGGCAUCAGCAUGAUGGAUCUCAAGAGCUCUUUCUUUUGUGUGUUAGAGAUGAUCCGUGGAUGAAACACUGACAAAUCACUGGAGAUUAUAAUUGUAAAUUGCAUUUGUUCUCCAUCUAUGAAAGUAAAAUAAAGCCAGUGACAGCUGAAUGAUGAAAGUGUAAAAUUCUGUGUACUGCAGCUCUGACUUGCUUGGAAACUGCAUAGUUUCCAAGAAGCAAGAAAAAAUAUGGUAAGGCUUCAGGAAGCUGCUUAUGUGAAGAUUUUCUUGUGACUAGUUUCAGUGUAAGAUUUUAGGCUCUGCCUUUGUCAUUGUGGUUCAGGCUGACUUCAUUUAUUUCACUGCAUUUUUUGUGGCCUGCAACCUCACAUGGAAAAAUACUCUUUCAGAAAAAAGUGAGUUAGGCUGCAGUUUUUUAAUGAAAGAAAGAAGAUAAAGUGCAGUACCACUGCACCUCUGUACAUGUUGACUUGUCUGACUGGAUAAACUGUUUGUUGUGAACCAAAUAGUUUAGGAUUGUAUUGGGAACUGUCUGUUUGUAAACCACCUUUUAACAAGUUCUGCUUUCUGCCACUUAUCCAUUUUUUCCCCCGGAGAUCUGUGCUUCCAGUGUUUAUAGUUUUGUGUAAUAGCAUGUCUGACCAUCAAAUGGACUCACAGUUCAAAUUUUGCUUUGAGAUUUCUCUGCAUUUCCCCUGCUCUGCUCCUAGAUGGCAGCCUUAUUCCAAACAGCUCCCUGGUGUUCAGCCUCCUCACCAUGGAGACCGGCAAACUGGAGUGUUCCGUUUGCAGUGAGGGCAACCUGAAAGAUCGUUUCUCUUUAGAACAUCACUCUUACCUAGCAAGGGAAAGGAAGAUCCUGCUAAUGGAUGUCUGCACUGAAACAUUGCUUCAUCAGUGCUGGAGCUGUGAGGAUUGGUGGAGUUGGAUAAUUUGUCAGGACCAAAGAAUUCAGAACUUUAAAUUGGCAAAUAGAAAAUUGUUUAAGGAAACUUGUCACCUCCCAUGGAAGCCCCCUGAAAGCUUUCUUUGGUGAAAUUUUACCAACAUCUUUUAAUGGUCCAGUUACUUUGUUCUGAUACUGCUAUGGUUGAUUAAAAAAAGGUGAAAUUGGGACAAAGUAUUGGGGAAUACUUUGCAAAUUAUCAUUGUCCUGUGGCUGGGCAGGAUUUAUUGAGAAAGAGACUAAAAUGAGAUACUAGCUUUGGAUAUCAGUUCCCAAAGAAGGUUGGUUUUAUAUAGUGCUUUUUGAUUUUUUUUCCUUUUGUAGUUUUUCUAGAUUUUGGGAUGUGUUAGAGUGAAACAGUGAUCAUGUAGGCUAUUAGCAGUUCUGUGUCUGUUCCUUGUAUCUUGGACUGUACUAUGAAGGAUGUUUAGCAUCUCACUGCCUAACAGGACAUGGUGCUUGGCUUCUGAUCACCUUUAAGGUAUUGACAACCUGUGAUUAAAGCAGAAAGCUGUGUUAAGGCACAGUUUAGGUUGGGCCUGUUUGAGAGGGAUCCCUGUGUGUGCAUGCACAGGUGCAGGUGUGCUGUAACCUCUGGUGUCUGUGCCAGGGCUUUUGUUUGCUUGGGGAGUGUUCCAAGCAAACCUCGUGGUACUCUGCACCUCCAGGGCUUAGAUUUGCAUCAUGGACCUGUCUUGGGAAGCAGGAUGGACAGGGCUCUUACAGGGGAACUGGCCUGGAAGGUUGUUCAGCUGUCGCUGGGUGUUUGGUCUGCAGGACCUGGACUCCUUGUGGCUGCUGCUGGGCUCUCAGUUCAAACUGUUCCACUCUACAGAUUUUCCUGCUUGUUGUGGCAAUACAGAGAGCCAGUGUUAACAGCCAGUGCUUUCAGGUGAGUCCAGAAGCAAUUUGUCCUUCAAAGUAUUGACUGUGCUGUCAGUGUUUUUGUGGUAGGUUUCUCAUUCAUUUCACUGUGGGUUCUGGAAAAUAACCUCUGGCAAAUCUGACUGCAGCAUUCCAAGGCAUUGCUUUCCCCAGUUAUUUGCCUAUCCUUUAAGGAGGUUGCCACUUUGGUUGCAGUGGUACUGGGACAGCUCUAAAAAUAAUAGAAUAAUUUUAUUUCCUCUUUUUUCAGGUUACCACUUUCAAAACAGGUUACAGAAUUUUAAGUCUGGUUGUCCCAAUGUUAUAAAUGAUUAAGCAGGUGUUUUGGUUGAGAUGAAAAUCAGUUUUUCUGCAUUAUGGCAGAUCAUGAUUUCCACAGAUAUUGUGAGGUCAUAAUGAAAUGAAAAUAUCUGUGAAUCAAUAUACUAAAAUAUUUGGGGUUUUUUUCCUGCACUUACUUCAGAGUGGUUUCUGGCACUGCCAGCUGUUGGUUAGGAUGUGUCAUCUAAGUAAGAGGCAAGGAAUUGAUUAGGCAGGAGGCACUGAGACUGGAUAAAUACCUGUAUUUAUUUUUUUCUGCAGAAGAAAACCUAAACCUGCUUUCACCAAUGUUGUUUAAAAUUUCAAGCCCAGAACAUGGUUCACAUGAAUCAUGUGGUGUCUUCAUGCAGCAUUUCCCCAGGAAAAGAUCAGGUACCUCUUCUUCAUCUUCCCUUCAGUCCCCCUCAUAAGUUGCUUUUUUUGGUGUUUCUUAACUUUGUACAUCAAACCUGAGCUCUGCCUUUGGUCUUCUACUAAGUGUUAUUUCUCUCAAUUAUAACUUACUAAUUUUGUUAAUUACAGUUAAGAAUUAAAUACUAUUUUUAAUCCUGGACGGCAUUGAGGACCAUAAAAUGCUGUUAAGAAAAGUGAGUGUUCCAGAUACCAGGAGCACAAAUAUUAAUAGUCUGGAAGCUUACCAAAUUUCUGUGGUUUGUUUUGUCUUGGAACAAAUAACUUAUGAAUAUUUAAUGGAAAAUACAAUGCUAAUAAAGAGAAAUCUUCAGACUG